Culex pipiens pallens (northern house mosquito) is the source of this 4232-nucleotide messenger RNA. Its product is annotated as zinc finger protein Xfin-like. The transcript is spliced from 9 exons. Gene Ontology annotation, biological process: regulation of transcription by RNA polymerase II. Gene Ontology annotation, molecular function: DNA-binding transcription factor activity; RNA polymerase II cis-regulatory region sequence-specific DNA binding; zinc ion binding. Gene Ontology annotation, cellular component: nucleus. The record is from RefSeq and is a predicted model, not a curated record. NCBI's taxonomy places the organism in Eukaryota, Metazoa, Arthropoda, Insecta, Diptera, Culicidae. The coding region runs from base 117 to 4136 and encodes 1339 amino acids.
CCCAGUCAACUGUGGCCGCUGUCAGUCAUUUUCGUUUCGUCGCUCGGCCGCGAAAGUCGCGCAAAAUUUUGCUCUCUGGUGAAAAAGUUUUCAAACAAAUUUUCAGUGCCGGAAAAAUGGAGCGUCCGAAGCGCGAGGAUUUCGACAAGAUUUGCCGGCUCUGCCUGAAGAGUGCCAGCCUGGUGAACAUCUUCGACCGGAACCCGAAAACGCAGCAGGAAUCGCUCAGCACGCUGGUCCGGGAAACGGUCGAAAUGCUCGGGCUGACGAUCGACCCGGACGAUAACUUCCCCCGUAAAAUGUGCCUACCGUGCAAAGACUCGUUGCGCUCGCUGUACAAAUUCAGAAACCAAUGCCAAGAGGCGAACGAUCUGAUACUGGAAGUUCUCUCUAGCUUUGAACUAACUGUAGCACAGGAAGCCCCUAGCAAAUUGACAGUUUCAGUUCCAGAGCUUCAACCUAAACUAUCCGAAGAAUUUAUCUCCGUCAAAGCUACAAGCACCCUCAUAAAGGAAGACAUUCCCGCUAUCGAUGAUCACGAUGAACCGGUUGAACUCUCGGAGCAAAUGGUUCUGGAGGCCGACUCGAGCAGCGCGCUCAACGUGUCGAUUGUGAAGAGCGAAGCGCCGAGUACGGUGACGGUGAGCGAAGAGUACGAAUACCUGGAGCAGGAAAGCGAACCAGACGACGGGGAGCGCGAUGGUAAGGUGGAAGAGAUGGAAGCGAACGCUGGGCAGGAUGUGUACACGAUCGAAAUGCAAGCCGACGAGGCGGAGGAAGAGCGGGAAGACGGUGGCGGGGAUGUUCAGAAUUUUGAGGUCUAUCUAGAGGAGAAUUCUGGUUCCGAUGAGGAGGAAGAAGCGAAAAGUGAAGAUCAGUCUGAACAGCUGCAGGUGGCAACGGUCAAACGCGGGAGCGUAAAGGGUCAGCUGUGCACGAUUUGUAACAAAUAUUCGACCUGCCUGAAGUAUCACAUGAUGUAUCACACCGGAGAGCGACCGUACUCGUGUCCGCAUUGCGAGAAGUCCUUCCGGACCUCCACAAAGCUGAAAAUUCACGUCGACGGGGUACAUCUCAAGCUGAGGAAGUUCACCUGCGAGGUGUGCAAUAAAAAGUUUCUGGACGCGGGAAAUCUCAAAAGUCACAUGGCUACGCAUGCCGAAACGAGGAAGUAUGUCUGCGACUACGAAAACUGUGGGAAGGCGUUCGCUCUGCCGGGAACGUUACGAGUUCACAAGCUGACGCACACCCAGGACAAGCAGUUCGAGUGCAGUUUCUGUCAUAAGUCGUUCUUGUACAAGUGGUUGUUGGUGAAGCAUGAGCGAUCGCAUACCGGCGAGAAGCCGUACGAGUGCGAGGUGUGUCACAAGCGGUUCUCGACCUCGACCCAUGCGAAAACGCACCAGAAAAUUCACGAUCCGUUCCGCGAGAAACCGGCUAAGGCUCCGAGGAAGAAGAAGCGGCAAGCCGGGGAAGAGUCCGACGAUGCGGUGGAAGUUGUGAUCGACCCGUCCGGCCCAUAUCCGAGGAAAAUUUGCCAAGUCUGCAAGGAUUUCCUGCGCGCGCUGCACAAGUUUCGCCAGCAAGCCCAGGAAGCGAACGAUUUGGUGAUGGAAGCAUGCCCGGGGGCCGUCCAGGAUAUGCAGCUGGCGCUGCCUGCUCCAGCACGCUCACCGCCCUUGGUUCUUCCACGGCCCCAGAUUCCAUCUCCGAGCGCUGCUGUUGUCGUGAAAAAUGAACGCAAAAAUGUGUCCCAAAAGUCGCCUUCUCCAAGAGCUACAAGGCGCACAAGUCAGGACAAACCGUACAAGUUGGCGCGUGCCGUUCAACCAGUGAGAAAAACCUAUUCCUGCCAUUUGUGCGAUUUCAAAGGGUUCUCACCGAAAGCUCUGUCAACCCACCUGAGCAAGGAACAUCCAAGUCGGUACACGUGCGACAUAUGCGGCCAGCAGUUCAUGCAUGGAUCAGGCCUGUUGAUGCACAAGUAUGAAGCGCACGAUAUUCGUAUCGAGCUGACGGAUCCGUACCCGAAAAAGGUGUGUCGCGAGUGCAAGGGCAUUUUGCGAACGAUUCACAAAUUUCGACAAAACGUCCAGCAGGCAAACGAUAUGCUUUUGGAGGUUUUCUCCGAACCUGAUGAUGCCGAAAGUGACCACGAGAUGGAGCAGUCGUCAACUGGCUCGACCAAGGCUUCGUCGGAGUCGUCGUUGGCACCGAUCCCACCAGUCCCAAAUCUUGAACUUCCACCACUGCCUUUUAGUCCUGAACUUCCACGGCCUCCAAGUCUUAAACUUUCACUACUACAUUCAAGUCCUGAACUUCCACCGCCUCCAAGUCUUCAACUUCCACCACUACCUUCAAGUCCUAAACUUCCACCGCCUCCAAGACGUGAAAAAAUGAUCAAUCUAAACUAUGCCAAGAAAAGUGGAACCCCCCUACACGUGAUCGUUGCAAAGAAGCUGUCAGCGCAAAAUCGCGAAAAUCGACCCGAAGGCCAGAACCAGGACCAGUUCGACUGUAAAAUAUGCAAGAAAAAUUUCUUGCGUCUUGCCAACCUCAAGCAGCACAUGCGCACUCACGAAACUGAGCAAAAACCACCUUCGGCUGUUAUGGAAAACUCCGGCUGCCUGGACCUAGAGACGCUGGAGGACAACAACGGAGAAUGCAAGCAGGACCGGCUGCGGAUCCGCCACUACAUGGACCACUUUGAGCGGUUGUGUCGGCUUUGCUUGGCCACGGAACGGCUCGUAAACGUCUACUCGAUUGUUCAGGGACGGAACGUUUUCUACGUGCGGAACUUCGUCAAGGAGGGCUUCCGGCUGCUGGAGCAGAAGAUUGACAAAAAAGAUCGUCUGCCAAAUUUUAUCUGCGAAAAGUGUGAACGAAACUUGAACAUUUUGUACAAUUUUAAGAAAAAGUGUGACGCCUCCAGGCGGGUUCUGGAGAAGGUUCGCGACAAGACGAUCGUGCCGGAUGAUUUGCGGGAAGUGGAGCUGCUAGGGUCAGCUCCAACAACUGCAGCAACGAAUGAGCAGAGCAUUUCUGGCCGACUGAGAAAGUCAAAGAAAUUGCACCAGCUGCAGAACAGUGGAGAGGUUCUAAAAAAGCUCCCCCAAACCAUCAGCGUUGAAAAGGUUGACGAAACCGUUAAGCAUGAAACAUCACCUCCAACACCAGCGGAAGUUACUGCCACUUCCGCUGAGACAAUCGCUUCCCCGCUCAAAAUCGAACCGGAAGAGAUCAAAGAGGAAGUUGUCGGCAGUGUUCAGGUAAUAUUCCCAGGUGAUGAUUCCGAGCAGGUGGCCUUAGUCCCGGAAGAGGCAGCCGACGAUGCGAGCGAGCCCGAACACGAGUCGGAGGAAUAUCUGGAGGAGAAUGAAGACCAGUCCGACAGCGAUUACCAACCGGACGAUCCUGCGGAAGAGGGUCAGCCUAGGAAGAGCGGUAGAAGGGGAAGAAGAGCCAAGUCGUCCGGUUCGCCAAGGUGUGACAAAAAGUCCAAGGAGAAGACGGUUUGCGCCAUCUGCGGGGCGCUGGUCAACAACGUCAAGUGCCAUAUGGUCAUCCACGAGGAGGUGCGGCCGCAUCAGUGCGAGCACUGCCCGAAGAACUUCACCUCGAGGAAUAAGUUGCAAUCACACAUCAACAGUGUCCACCUAAAGAAGCGCGACUUCAAGUGCGAAAUAUGUGGGAAGGCGUUCCUCGAAAAGAACAACCUCAAGGGCCAUCUUCGGAUCCACAACGGCGACCGCAAGUACCAGUGUGACCUUUGUCCGAAAAGCUUCCUCUUUGCAGGAACGCUCCGCUGUCACAAGCUGACCCACACCCAGGACAAGCAGCACGAGUGCCACGUCUGUGGCAAGCGGUUCCUCAUGCGGACCACCCUGAACAAACACCUGUACGUGCACAGUAACGAACGGCCCCACAAAUGUGAACUGUGCGAGAAGGCGUUCCGGACUUCGACGCACAAAAUCAUCCACAUGCGAACGCACACCGGAGAGAAACCGCUGCAGUGCCGGAUCUGCCUGACCGGGUUUGCCCACCACAAGGCGCGAAGUGUCCACAUGAAGACCAAGCACGCCGAAGAGCUGCUGGCGUUGGACUUGCUGGACGAGAAGGGACAUCUCAAGUUUUGAGAGCAUGGCAGUUUAGGAGGUAAGGUUAGAAUGUGGUGUUUUAAACUGUCUUAGUUUGUGUUCAGUUGAUUUUACAUAAAAGUUGAGUGUAAGUGA